AUGCAUAGAUAAUUAGCAGCUUCCAAAAGAUAAUCAAUCUCUCAUCCUAUUAAGAUAGACACUACUUUCACCUAAGAAAUCAUUUCUGGUCAUACCCAGUCUCUAGUUUGUGAAUAUUUUCUGCUAUUAAUUGAAAAUUAAGAGCAAAAGCUAGUACUCAAGGAUGAUAUUCAACUGGUAGAGGGCUUUAACCCAAUCAACAUUUUUUAACGAAUAGAUCGAUCCUAAUGCGGCUUCAUCACGCAUGCAGACAUCUUGCAGUUUUUGAGAGACAAUAAUAUAGUAUCUCUUGAUAAAGAUGAUAUAAAGCUUCUUUUUAAGAAAGAUAAGACCAUUUAUCAAGUAUUUCUAAGAACUGUACUAAGCUAAGUUGAACAUGAAAGUGCCAAGUUUUUUAAUGUCAGAGCAUCUGAAAGUGAAAUUGUUGUUAGAAAGAUUGAUAAACUCCCGAAAAGGCUAGAGAGAAAGUUCUCUUAGUUUAUACUAUAGCUGGUCCAACUAGAAAAAUAGAUAGAGAUUAUGAAGCAGGUGACAGUAUAAAAGCAGAAGGAUUUCGAUUUUAUGAGAAUGUUCAAAAUUAUCAGGUUUCAUGAGCAUGACGCUAAUGUCAUUGUCCCAUAAGAUAUAAAGCGAAUGUUUGUUAUGAAUAAUUAGACUAUUGACGAAAUCAGGGUGUAGAAUGUAUUAUUUGGAUAAAUUUUAGGCAGGAAUGUUAUGUCAUUCCAGGAUUUCUGUAAUCUAUUUGUCAAGUAAGGUCAUAAGAUAGUAAUUACUGGAGCAACACAAGAUCAAUCAAACAGUUUGAAAGCCUAAGUCAGCCAUUUGGCUUAAAAGUCAAUUAUGUAGGAAUUUACAGAGAAAAAACAGAAAUCAAUAUUCUAGGUUAGUACCAAAGAUGUUAUGAAAGCAGAUGGAAACAAAACACUAAAUACCUUAAGAAGUUCUAAUAGUAUAUAGCAAUAGCUUGAAACUCAAACUGAACUGGCUAAGACCUUGACAUUUAAAACUGAUUAUAUUUCAAGCGAAAAGAUUGUGAAGAACUUUAUUACAUAUGUUUAAGAGCAGAUUAUAUUGGAUGAUUAAUUGGAGGAUUUGAGAAUAAAGCUAACAAAUGAUAGAGAUUUUUACCCUUAAUAAGUAUAUAAGACUUAUUUGAACUAAGACAGUAGUCUAAAUGAUAUAGAACCAAAUGAAUUAUUAGAAUUUGUAUAAGAUCCCUCGAUAAAUAUAGACGAAGUUAUAUAAGCUUUAGAUUUUCAUCAAAUUAGUGGAUCAAAAUUGAAUUUGGACACCUUUAGACUUUUGAUUAGACCUUCCAACAAAGAUUUCGCUCUGUUGUAUGAUAAAAGAUGCCAAGAAGAGAUAGAAAAUGAAGCAGCAAUAUUAGAUAAGACUAGAUAUAAAAGCGAUACUAAAGAAAAGUUGAUGAGUUUUUUUAGGGGAUUGGUAAUAAACACUAUGAAAAACAUUGAAAUUAGAAAAACCUAUUCCUAAUAAAGUAAGGGAAAAGGGGUAGAUAUUUUUAGAUUCAUUACCCAAAAUAUGCAUAGAGAUGCCCCACAUAGUAUGCUAGUGGAGUUCCUAAAGAACAGAGGUGUAACAUUAAAUAGAAAAGAGUCAUUGUAUCUUAGGGAGAGAUUUUGCUAGGAUCAUUACCUUUCUUCACAUAAAUUUGAACAACAGUUUAGGUAUUGA
This is a messenger RNA of Stylonychia lemnae, 1695 nucleotides long. NCBI's taxonomy places the organism in Eukaryota, Ciliophora, Spirotrichea, Sporadotrichida, Oxytrichidae. The record is from the annotation of a GenBank genome assembly.